AUGACCGACGAGACAUUGGACCCGCGAUCGUACACCAAGUUAUUUUUAAAUGGCCAGUAUGUGGAAGCAACAAACAAAGAAACAUACGGCCUGAAAAAUCCGAAAGAUAAUACCAUCGUGAUAGAAAAUUUUCCAAUAGCUGGGCCUGAAGAUGUUGACGCUGCGGUGCGAUUCGCCGAAGAGGCAUUUCGUGGGCCGUGGAGUCGUUUUACAGCCGUGCAGCGAACUGAAUGCUUUCUCAAAUUAGCGUCGCUCCUUGAAGAAGACCUGAUGCCAAUUAUGAGGAUGGACUCUCUCACUUCCGGAAUUCCUGUGUCCCUCGGUCCAGUUCGCGAGAAAACUUAUAUCAGGAAUUGCGUCCUCUAUUACGCCGGAUGGACCGACAAGCACAAGGGAGACUACUUUCCCGAAGAUGAUGGAUUUGUCAAGUUCGUGCGCCAUGAACCCCUUGGAGUGUGUGCGGCAAUCAACCCAUUUAAUUCGCCAUUGGCCUGUUUCUUUCUGAAGGCAGCGCCGGCAUUGGCAACUGGCAAUGUGAUAAUCAUCAAGCCCAGUGAGAAAACGCCCCUAGGGUCCCUGGCCAUUGCAACUCUCUUUGAAAAGGCCGGUUUUCCUCCCGGAGUUGUCCAGGUCGUCACUGGCCCGGGGUCGACUGGAGCUCUCCUGGCAGAACAUAUGAAAAUUCGCAAGAUUUCAUUUACUGGUUCAAUAGCGACGGGCAAGAAGAUUCAACAGGCUGCCGCUCAGAGUAAUUUGAAACGAGUUACACUAGAGUUGGGAGGAAAGAGCCCGGCAAUCAUAUUCGACGACGCAAAUCUGGAAAAUGCCUUGACAUGGACAGUCAAUGGCAUCAUAACACGGAGUGGGCAGCUUUGUGUUGCUGCCUCUCGGGUGUAUGUCCAUAAAAGCAUCGCAACCCAAUUUAUCGAGGCGUAUAAAAAACGGAUGAGAGCGGCUGUCAACGAUUUUGGCGAUCCUCAAGAUCCAAAUGUCAAACUGGGCCCCGUAGUCGAUGCCGCCCAGCUUGAGAUAGUGAAGCAGAAAGUGAACCGUGGCAAAUCCGAGGCUGAGCUAGUUGUUGGUGGCUCCCAACAUGGAGAAACCGGAUGCUAUAUGGAACCGACAGUCUUCUGUAACCCCAAAGACGACGCAGACAUAUACCGGAACGAGGUAUUUGGACCCGUCAGUGUCAUUAAAACGUUUGAGACGGAAGAAGAGGUCUUGGAGCUCGCUAAUGACACUGAGUAUGGUUUGGUGGCCGGAAUUUUCACCAAGGACGUGACACGCGCCAUUCGAAUGUCGUCGGAGUUGGAUGUCGGUGUUGUUGGGAUCAAUUGCGUCAGUCUACAAAGCAUGCAGACUCCGUUUGGAGGGAAAAAGCAGAGCGGCGUAGGGCGAGAGUUUGGAGAGUAUGCUUUGAGGAUAUUCACUGAGCCGAAAACGGUCCUCAUCAAUAUGGCAGCAUAG
This is a messenger RNA of Talaromyces rugulosus, 1467 nucleotides long. RefSeq lists its product as uncharacterized. Bases 1 to 1467 code for a protein of 488 amino acids. Lineage: Eukaryota; Fungi; Ascomycota; Eurotiomycetes; Eurotiales; Trichocomaceae. Gene Ontology annotation, molecular function: aldehyde dehydrogenase (NAD+) activity. The record is from RefSeq and is a predicted model, not a curated record. The transcript has 2 exons.